Molecule: messenger RNA, 1503 nt
Organism: Fomitopsis serialis
Lineage: Eukaryota; Fungi; Basidiomycota; Agaricomycetes; Polyporales; Fomitopsidaceae
Product: alpha-ketoacid dehydrogenase kinase
Exons: 7
Coding region: 103-1503 (466 amino acids)
Biological process (GO): protein phosphorylation; regulation of glucose metabolic process
Cellular component (GO): mitochondrion
Molecular function (GO): pyruvate dehydrogenase (acetyl-transferring) kinase activity
Source: RefSeq, a predicted model, not a curated record
AAGGGCGUCUAGUGCGGGGAUCGGGGGCAUGUGACCUGCGUUCUGGCCAUUUCACCGUCGACCCCGCGCGGGCGAGUCGGUCGCUGCUGCUCUCCCUCUGCCAUGUUCCGCAUUACGAACGCCCUCUGGGAGAGGAUCCACCACUAUGCAUCCUUCCCUCAGACUGGAGUCUCGCUCCAGCAGAUGGUCCUCUUCGGACAGAAUCCGAGUCAGGGAACGCUCUUUGGGGCCAGCCAGUUCCUGCUCGAGGAGCUCCCCGUACGCCUCGCUCACCGCGUGAAGGAGCUCGACCAGCUGCCUCACAACCUCAGCGCAAUGCCUUCCAUUAACAGGGUGAAGGAGUGGUAUGCGCAGUCGUUCGAGGAGCUCAUCUCAUUCCCGACGCCAAAGCUGCCUCGGCACAUCCGCGACGCACUCUCGGCGCAGAACUCUGACGUCGUCCUCCCAGAAUCAACACCUAAUCCUUCACUACCCUUCUUUGUCGACGACUAUGGAGGCCCAACGGGCACAGGGCUGGGGCUCGCUUCAGGCACGAAGGUAGGGAACUCGAACGGGCAGAAGCACAAGAUGCGCAUCCCUAUGGAGCGGAGAUACUACGCCAACACGUCCAAGGUCGACUGGCCGCCCGAGGUCCAAGAGUUCAAUCGCAGGUUCACCAAGUCGCUGGAGCACAUCAAGCGGAGACACGACCCCACAGUCACGACGGUCGCCCAGGGCGUCCUCGAGUGGAAGCGCAGUCAGAACGCACGGAAUAUCAACCUCGACGUGCAGCACUGGCUCGAUCGGUUUUAUCUGUCUCGAAUAGGGAUACGGUUCCUCAUCGGACAACACAUUGCCUUGAAUACAUUGCAGCCACACCCCGACUACGUCGGGAUCAUCUGCACAAGAGCGGUAUGUAUCGUACAGCCCGUCCCGGACCAUGUAUUGACCAUCUUCGUCUGCGAGGAGCACUAUGCCAUGUUCAAAGGGCCGCCCGUGCAGCUCAUCUGCCCGAAACACCUGCACUUCGCCUACGUGCCAGGCCACCUGUCGCACAUCUGCUUCGAGCUGCUCAAGAACUCGCUCCGCGCGGUCGUCGAGCGUCUCGGGACGGAGCACGAAGACCACUUCCCGCCGAUCAAGGUCAUCGUCGUCGAGGGCAAGGAGGACAUCACCAUCAAGAUCUCGGACGAGGGCGGCGGCAUCCCGCGCAGCGCGAUCCCGCUCAUCUGGACGUACAUGUACACUACCAUGGAGGGGCAGAACAUCGACCAGGACUUCCAGGCGAGCGACUUCAAGGCGCCCAUGGCCGGCUUCGGGUACGGCCUGCCGCUGUCGAGAUUGGUAUGUAUCCCUCCCCGCGUAUCGACGCCGGUGAACACCACUGACGGUGACGCGCCGAUCGUCUUGCAGUACGCACGAUACUUUGGCGGUGAUCUGCGCCUCAUUUCGAUGGACGGCUUCGGCACCGAUGUCUACAUCCACCUCAACCGGCUGUCCAGCAAUCGUGAACCCCUUCCCUAA